GCCCACUGUGUCGAAAUAGCGAAAACCAGAAAUCCCAAAUCUAUGAACAUUCAGAAAUACUAGGUGCUAAAAAACUUAUAUGAGCAACUAUAAAUAAAUAAACUAUAUAUUAUUGUUCAGCUAUUGUACCGAUCAUAAUCUGAAAUCUCAUACAUAUACUGAAUAUUUCUUUGCAGAAGAAGUUCGAAGCAGUGUUCAUGGCUGGAAUAACAGAAAACGGAAGAAGAAUCAUGGUAGCUAUUGACGAAGGAGACGAGAGUAUUUACGCUCUGACAUGGAGUUUGAAGAAUUUGAUUUUUCAAAAUUCGAAAGAUCAUCUUAUUCUCAUCUACGUUAAGCCUCCUCGUGUCGUUUACUCAGCCUUCGACGGCACAGGAUAUCUUUUUUCGUCCGAUGUAACGGCAACGAUGGAGAAGUAUAGCCAACAAGUUGCUGAAUCAGUUUUGGAGAAAGCCAAGUUACUCUGUAACAACGUCCAAAAUGUGGAGACGAGGAUAGAGAAUGGUGACCCUCGCGACGUGAUUUGCCAGGCGGUUCAGAGAUUGGGGGUUGAUAUCUUGGUGAUGGGAAGCCAUGGAUAUGGUGUUAUUAAGAGGGCUUUUCUGGGAAGUGUGAGCAACCACUGUGCACAGAAUGUGAAGUGCCCUGUUUUGAUUGUCAAGAAGCCAAAAUCAACCGAUGGAGAAGAUAAUUAAUAAUAUCUAGUCAUUCCUUUGGCUUCUUUUUGUUUUUGUAUGUAAAUAAAUAUAAAUACUUUGCUUCUGUUGCGGUUGCUAUGAGCAAGUGUCUUUUGGGUUGUGCCAAUUUUGUUUCUUUCUUUUAUGAAGAAAGUGAUGUGUUUUUUAUUUAUAAUUAUUAAAGUGGAUUUUUAUUAUUUUUUA
Lathyrus oleraceus (garden pea) is the source of this 881-nucleotide messenger RNA. RefSeq names its product universal stress protein A-like protein. Bases 198 to 695 code for a protein of 165 amino acids. NCBI's taxonomy places the organism in Eukaryota, Viridiplantae, Streptophyta, Magnoliopsida, Fabales, Fabaceae. The record is from RefSeq and is a predicted model, not a curated record. The transcript has 4 exons.